This is a messenger RNA of Momordica charantia (bitter melon), 2980 nucleotides long. RefSeq names its product debranching enzyme 1 (gene DBE1). The record is from RefSeq and is a predicted model, not a curated record. Lineage: Eukaryota; Viridiplantae; Streptophyta; Magnoliopsida; Cucurbitales; Cucurbitaceae. Gene Ontology annotation, molecular function: isoamylase activity. Gene Ontology annotation, biological process: starch biosynthetic process.
GGGACAAAGAAACACAAAAAUAAUGGAAAUCCAACGGUCAGAAAGCAUACCAGGAUGGAGAAAUGGAUUCCUCACGAGAAGACGAAGCAGAGUUUACGGUGCUUAGAGUUCCUGAUCUCCUUCACCACAGCGCAGCAGAAUCAAAGAACUUUAGAUGCUUUUGCAACCACAGAUGGCAACUUUCCCGUCUUCACUUGUCGUACAGCCCUACAAUGUACAUAAUUUUGGAGUUACUGAAGCAUUCAGACUGGCAGCAAGUGAUCACCAUACACAUGGACAUAUGAUAAAGCAUCAGUCUGGAAAAAGGGAUGAGGUAAGAAUGCUAGCUCAUGGAGAAAGUAGAGCCGGCUUUGCUAAAUCUUCGCGUUACAACCUUAGUAAGGCAUAUGCUUCAUUUGGAAUUUCGGUUGAGAAAAAUGGAUGGAGAUUUGGUAUCAGUGGUAAAAGUAAGGAGCAAGAGAAGGUUGCAACUUAUCUAUUCAGGACAGAAUGUGGGGAUUUGGUGAAUGUUCUUGUUAGAAAGACAGGGUCCGGUUUUAUGGUGUCUAUAGAACUUUCUUCCGUGCAGCUGGCAAACAUUGAAGAAACACCAAUGCUUAGUUGGGGGGUUUACAGAUCUGAUUCUGCUCUUGUAACACCCAACAUUCAGAGUUCACUCCCGGAUGACACAAUUGGGACCAUUGAGACCCCUUUUGUGAAUACUUCUGAAGGAAAAUUUGCUGUUGAGUUAGAGUUUGAUGCUAAGCACGUUCCUUUCUACCUUUCUUUUCUGUUGAAACAUCCUGUGGGUGUUGAUUCAGGCAGCUCUGAAAUUAGAAGUCAUAGGAAGACUAGCUUUUGUGUACCUGUUGGGUUUGGUCGAGGUUAUCCGAGUCCGCUCGGUGUCUCCAUUUCAGGGGAUGGUUCCAUGAAUUUUUCCAUCUUCUCAAGCUCUGCAGAAAGUGUAGUUUUAUGUCUGUACAAUGACAGCACUUCAGAAAAACCAGUAAUAGAGCUAGAUUUAGAUCGAUACAUUAACCGAUCGGGUAAUAUUUGGCAUGUCUCAUUUGAAAGUGUCUCGAAUUUCGUUAGCUAUGGUUAUCUAUGCAAGGGGUCCAAGUCUCAUAAAAAGCAAGACGGAGUCGAGAUAAGUCGAAUUCUUGUGGAUCCAUAUGCUAAGGUCCUUACAACAUCUAGCCAUAAAACUCAUGGUCAUGGACUUGGAUUACCUUCAAAACUUCUUGGGCAAAUAUGCAAAGUACCUGCUUUUGACUGGGAUGGCGAAGUCCGUCCUAACUUGGCAAUGGAGAAAUUGUUCACUUACCGGUUGAAUGUGAAGCGUUUUACUGUCGAUAAAUCAAGUCAACUUACGACUGAUAUUGCUGGUACAUUUGCUGGUCUGACUAAGAAGUUGUUGCAUUUUAAAAACUUGGGAGUGAAUGCAGUUCUACUAGAGCCAAUAUUUCCAUUUGAUGAGAAAGAAGGACCAUAUUUUCCCUCUCACUUCUUCUCACCUACAAACAUUUAUGGUCCUUCUGGGGGUUCCAUUUCUGCUAUCAACUCCAUGAAGGAGAUGGUGAAAGAACUCCAUGCCAAUGGAAUAGAGGUCAUGUUGGAAGUUGUUUUUACUAACACUGCUGAGGAUGGAACACUGCAAGGGAUCGAUGACUCGUCUUACUAUUUUACGAAUAGGGUCGCAAAUUUGGAAGGAAAAAAUGCUCUGAAUUGCAAUUAUCCCGUGGUGCAGCAACUGCUUUUGGACAGUCUUCGAUAUUGGGUGACUGAGUUUCAUAUAGAUGGUUUUUGUUUCAUAAAUGCUUCCUCUUUGUUGCGAGGAUAUCGUGGCGAAUUGUUGUCUCGCCCUCCUUUAGUAGAAGCGAUCGCUUUUGAUCCACUUCUAUCGAAAACUAAAAUAAUUGCAGACUUCUGGGAUCCACAUGAGUCAAUAUCAAAAGAAACUCGUUUUCCUCAUUGGAAGAGAUGGGCAGAGGUGAAUUAUAAGUUCUGUAGUGAUGUAAGGGACUUUUUCAGGGGAGAAGGUCUUGUUAGUAGCCUUGCAACCCGGCUUUGUGGAAGCGGAGAUAUAUUUUCAGAUGGCCGAGGCCCUGCAUUCUCUUUCAACUUCAUUGCUAGAAACUUUGGUCUUCCUCUUGUCGACCUUGUGAGCUUUAGCAGCAGCAAGUUAGCCUCAGAGUUGAGUUGGAACUGUGGGGAAGAAGGACCGACGAGUAAUAUCGAAGUUCUAGAAAAACGACUCAAACUAAUUCGUAACUUUAUAUUUGUGUUGUUCGUUUCACUUGGUGUUCCUGUUCUUAACAUGGGAGAUGAGUGUGGCCAAUCUUCAGGGGGUUCCAUUGCAUUCAAGGACAGGAGGCCAUUCGAUUGGGAUUUACUAAAGACGGGUUUCGGUACUCAAACCACACAAUUCAUCACAUUUUUUAGUUCAUUUAGAGCAAGGCGUUUCGACCUUUUCCAGAGCAGAAACUUUUUGAAGGGAGAAAACAUUGACUGGUAUGGAAACAACCUAUCACCACCACAGUGGGAAGAUCCUUCUUGCAAAUUCCUGGCUGUGAUGCUGAGGGCUGAUAAAGAGGAAAAUGGAUUGAGCGCCGAGAAUCCUGAGCCUCAAAGCGACAUAUUUAUGGCCUUCAAUGCAUCUGACCAAUCCAUAAAUGUUGCUUUACCUGAACCUUCAGAAGGUACAUCCUGGUUUAGGCUGAUCGACACCGCUCUUUCUUUUCCCGGGUUUUUCUCGUCUGAUGGUGAGCUGGUGCCAACAGUGGAAUCUGUUACGUAUGAAAUGCAGGCUCAUAGUUGUGCUCUUUUUGAGGCUAAAAGUUAUAGUGACUGAAAUUCUGUACAUAAACCAGUAAGGAAGGCCAAAUAAGGAUCACUCAUAGUAGCCAACUAUAUGUAAAUUCACUAGUUUCUUCCAUUAAAAGUAUUGUCUGUCAUUACAUAGACAUUUGUUUGCAACAGAGAGAGAGGGGAAGCUCUAGCA